CAUUUUUUUCCGGAUGCUUCCCUCCAUAAAAAAAACCCAACUCAGAAGAUAAAGCUCAUUCCCUUAACCGUCUCCACCUCUUCUUCUUCCUCCUCUCCCUCCUCUCAAAACUCCAUGGCCGCGGCCUGCAACCUCCUCCACCUCUCCUUCCCGAGGACCCCUCCCUCUCCCGCUUCUCCCCUCCGCCCCUCUCGGCCCAACGAGCUCCCCCUCCCUUUCCCCUCUCGCCGCCCCUUCUCGCUUUCGCUCUCCUCCACCUCCUUCUCCAACCUACCCGGCCCUUUCCAUGUCGACCCCGCGCCCCCCCGCGCGGGGUACAACGUGCAGGUCGUGGUGGGCGAGGACGAGCCCGAGGAGGUGCUGCUGCGGCGCUUCCGAAGGGAGGUCUCCAAGGCUGGGGUCAUCCAGGAGUGCAAGCGCCGCAGGUUCUUCGAGAACAAGCAGGAGGAGCGCAAGCGCAAGGCCCGCGAGGCCGGCCGCAGGAACCGCCGCAGGCGAUUAGCGUCAGGACCAAGGUUUCCAUCUUCAUCAGCUGCUGAUAGUGAAGCUGCUUCCAAAAGGGCUAGCGAUGACUUAGAUGACAACUGGGAUCUGCCAGAAGGCAAUCUUCCUUAUUGAAACAAUUAAGCAAUUUAGUACGCCGUUUCUGUGCAUGCAGCUUUUUUUAGCAGGCGAAUUGGAGGUAAGAAUGAAUUGUAUAGAUUGCUUCUCCUCCUUCCAUGAACCAUGAUGUGGCAGAUGAGUCAUCAACGGCCUAUUUCAAUCUUAGAAUUUUUUUUUUUAUGAUGUUAAAUUUGUUCUACUCUAUCUUUAUGUUACACUCUUUCAUCUACUUCUUGCAACAAUCAUCUUGACAAGCUGGCUGAAUGAGCCACAGGGGUUGUUUAGCAGCUGUGAAACAAAUUCUGUUCAACCGAAUAUCUUGUGACCUUGUUGAACUUUCUUUGGCCAAUGCUGUUUUUCGUAGUAAUUCCUACACGCUAUUGUUUA
Ananas comosus (pineapple) is the source of this 990-nucleotide messenger RNA. RefSeq lists its product as uncharacterized. Gene Ontology annotation, cellular component: ribosome. Gene Ontology annotation, molecular function: structural constituent of ribosome. NCBI's taxonomy places the organism in Eukaryota, Viridiplantae, Streptophyta, Magnoliopsida, Poales, Bromeliaceae. Gene Ontology annotation, biological process: translation. The coding region runs from base 115 to 618 and encodes 167 amino acids. The record is from RefSeq and is a predicted model, not a curated record. The transcript has 2 exons.